AUGCCUCACCUAGAACUACUCGCGACCCUUGAAGGUCACCAGGACCGUGUCUGGCAAGCUUCUUGGCAUCCCACAAAGACUCUACUAGCAACUUGUUCUGGUGACAAGACAGUCAGACUCUGGGCACCUGCCACACCUACAGACUUCACAAAAUGGGUGUGUGUCGAUACAUUGAAGGGUGCCCACAAACGUACAAUCCGCAGUGUUGCAUGGUCUCCUUCUGGAAAUGAGAUUGCAACAGCCAGUUUUGAUGCUACUACCGGAAUCUGGGAAAGAGAUCCACAAAUUGCUGACUGGGAAUGCAUGGCAACUCUUGAAGGACAUGAAAAUGAAAUCAAAUCUGUAGCUUGGUCUUCUUCUGGUGCUCUGCUUGCUACAUGUAGUCGUGACAAGAGUGUCUGGAUCUGGGAAGUGGAAUCUGAUAACGAUUUCGAGUGUCUAAGUGUACUACAGGAACACUCUCAGGACGUAAAGAUGGUAGCAUGGCAUCCUAAGGAAGAGAUUCUCGCAUCUGCUAGUUAUGAUGAUACUAUCAAAAUCUGGAAAGAGGAUGAAGACGAUUGGUAUUGUGCUGACACAUUACAUGGGCACGCUUCUACUGUCUGGUCUUUGGACUUUAAUGCUGCCGGUGAUAAGAUUGUAUCUGCAUCUGAUGACAAAACAUUGAAGAUUUGGAAGCAGGAUGGUGGAAAGGAUGGUUCAUGGACUUGUGAGACUACACUAGAAGGUUAUCAUGAUAGAUGUAUUUAUUCUGUAUCAUGGUCAAAGAUCCACGGUUUAAUGGCUAGUGCCAGUGGUGACAAUACUAUCCAGAUCAUCUCCAAGGAUGGUGAAGCAGGAUAUCGAUCUGUAGCUGUGAUGCAGGAUGCUCAUGGUGUUCAUGACAUUAACGGUGUUGCUUGGUUCCCUACCCAAACACACCAAGACUGGCUUGCUUCUGUGGGUGAUGAUGGCCUAGUCAGAAUCUGGCGUAUGGUUGAAUAAUUUGUAGUUUCCUUUUUCUUUCUCUUUAUCCCUUUUUUUUAUUUGUGAUUCAUUUCUGUCCAUAAUUCAUUAAGCCACCCAGACACCUCGUUUACUCGCAUCUU
Phycomyces blakesleeanus NRRL 1555(-) is the source of this 1088-nucleotide messenger RNA. RefSeq lists its product as hypothetical. Gene Ontology annotation, biological process: iron-sulfur cluster assembly. Gene Ontology annotation, cellular component: cytosolic [4Fe-4S] assembly targeting complex. The transcript has 5 exons. Bases 1 to 984 code for a protein of 327 amino acids. Lineage: Eukaryota; Fungi; Mucoromycota; Mucoromycetes; Mucorales; Phycomycetaceae. The record is from RefSeq and is a predicted model, not a curated record. Gene Ontology annotation, molecular function: protein binding.